GUCGGGCUCGCCCGACCGGUCGUGUUGGGGAAGAAACUGAAAGAAUUGGAAACUGGUGUCUCCGCAGGAUGACUCAACGACACCAUCUUUUUUUCAGCGGCUCCGGCGUUGAGAACCCAAAGUGGAAUCAGUGAGACAUGCGCGGCUCGGUUCAAGUCCUCAAGCGUCCAAACAUACACGUCUGACUAUUUAUCUACGUCCCUUGACUGACCAUUCCGCUGCUGCUGCAUCUCCUUGAAGGCCUGGCACGAUACAGAUCAGUCAACACAACUGCAUCAAGCGCAUACAUCCCGCUGGAACUCACCGCGGUAUAUGCAUCCAUCUGCCUCUUGUACUCCCCCAGGACUGAAUGCGACGGAUCAACAUACCUGAAGCGUCCGCCCUUCCAAGCCCCCAUAUCCUCAACGUCGAUCCCAGCCUGACACUGUCCCUUGAACUCGACCCGCAUCGCAUCAAUCACAGCUCGGACGAACCACUGGCACUGAUACUCCCCGAUAUGAUACCGCGGCGCAAAGCCCGACACCGCCCCAAGCAGCAGUGCGAACCGGACCACCGACGGGCGGCUGCGCUCGGGGAACACCACGCUCUGGAGCCGCUUCCCGCCCGCGCCCCUGCGUCGCUCGAUAUCGGCGACGCCGCGGUGCACCCAGUCGAGCGCGCAGUGGGUCGACGCGAACGGGGACCGGCACGUCACGGUGUAGCCCGCGUCCAGGUAUAUGGCGAGACUGCGGCCCCGCUCCUCCGGCACAUCUCGUUUGCCCGUGCCCCUAGUAUCCUGCGAACCGCUCAGACGCUUCCCGUUCCCGGAUCAAAAGAAAACCACAUCCACGGACCUCCGCGUAACUCUCCGCGAUCGGCGACAUCGUCAGCCUGGAAUCCAGCGAGGACCGCUUCCCGCUCCCCGGGCUCUCGGGCUCGUACGCACGGCGAUCCUCGUCCGGGCGAUUCCGAAACUCGCGAUCGACGAUCAAAAUAGUCUGCUCGCCCGUGGCCUCGUGGAGCACGUGGACGCGCAGGAACUCGUGUUGUCGAGGCGUAUCGGGCCCCUCUUUGAGAUGUUCCACCCGGCUUACGACCGCCCCAUUUGCAAGUGCGCUGUCUCGAGGCUGCAGGAGAAUCGUGUUC
Molecule: messenger RNA, 1125 nt
Organism: Mycena citricolor
Lineage: Eukaryota; Fungi; Basidiomycota; Agaricomycetes; Agaricales; Mycenaceae
Source: the annotation of a GenBank genome assembly